Messenger RNA from Alternaria rosae, 1365 nucleotides. RefSeq lists its product as uncharacterized. Bases 1 to 1365 code for a protein of 454 amino acids. NCBI's taxonomy places the organism in Eukaryota, Fungi, Ascomycota, Dothideomycetes, Pleosporales, Pleosporaceae. The record is from RefSeq and is a predicted model, not a curated record. Gene Ontology annotation, molecular function: monooxygenase activity; FAD binding. The transcript has 4 exons.
AUGGGCUCGAUAGAAGCCAAUGGCUGGAGACCCCUGAGUGUAGGCGUGAUUGGUGGAGGCAUCGGUGGCCUAUCAACGGCCAUCGCACUCCGUCGAGCAGGCCACUCCGUCACAAUCUACGAGCGCAACGACUUCGCCGGCGAGGCAGGAGCGUCCGUCUCCUGCGCAGCCAACGGUACUCGAUGGCUACACGAAUGGGGUGUUGAUGUGGAGAAAGGCGAUCCUGUUGUCUUGAAGAAGCUCAUCAAUCGAGACUGGACGACGGGGGAGCCGGUCAGCGUUUACGAUCUCGAUGAUUACGAGGAGCGGUGGGGUUAUGUCUACAACAUGUUUCAUCGUCAAUACAUGCACAAGAUGCUCAUGGACUGUGCACUACAAGAAGAGGGCGCUGGGACGCCAGUGAAGCUGUUAGUAAACCACCCGUGCCAAAGUAUAGACAUACCAACCGGCUUGAUCAAAUUCUCCAACGGCAGCUCCGCCCAACACGAUCUCAUCAUCGGAGCAGACGGUAUCGGUUCCGUCACACGCAAGAUCAUCGGCCUGAACCCCGAGAAGCGACCCGCAGAAUCCAGUUGCCUCCACGCAAACGUCAUGAGGAAAGACAUCCAAAAACUUGGACUCGAAGACUACUCCCUCAACAGCGCACUAGAGUACUGGGGCGGCCAAGAGGGCAAGUGGGACAAGAUCGUCCUCUCGCCCUGCAACGGCGGCGAACUUCUCUCAUAUUACUGCUUCUUCCCUCGCUCGGUUGGCGACUACGCGAAUCAAACGUGGGGAGGCGCCGAUUUGCCCGUGGAAGAACUCCUUGCUCCUUACCCUGAGCUCGAUGAGAAGGUAAAAGCCCAUCUCGCUAUUGGUAUCGAGGUACGACCGUGGCGUCUUUGGGUUCACCAGCCUUAUCCGUACGUUGUCAAGAACUGUAUCGCGUUGAUUGGCGAUGCUGCGCAUCCGAUGAUGCCCCACCAAAGUCAAGGCGCCUGCAUGGCGAUUGAAGAUGCGGCUGCCCUAGGCAUUCUCUUCAGCAAGAACUACUUCAGGGGAGACGUGCAAGAGUCGCUCGCAGUCUACGAGAAAGUCAGGCUACCUCGCGCGACCAAGGUUCAGGCCUCAGCUGCCAAAGCAGCGUACAACAUCAACGAACGUAUUGGCUUCAGCAGCAAUACAUCUAUGUCAAACUACAAGGUAGAGGACGAGUCGAAGAAGUUGACCAUUGAAGAGAUGAACGCCUACGACAUGUACAAGGACAUCGACCAAGCUUAUGCGGAGAUGGAUGGAGUUGCAUACACCGACAGAUACAUCAGAGGGCUGCCUUUCGGGCUGCGGUUGUCGAACGGGGUCCACAUUGCUGGCAAUGCCAGACUGUAG